Messenger RNA from Saccharomycopsis crataegensis, 4707 nucleotides. RefSeq names its product transport protein particle complex II subunit TRS130 (gene TRS130). The coding region runs from base 1 to 4707 and encodes 1568 amino acids. The record is from RefSeq and is a predicted model, not a curated record. Gene Ontology annotation, biological process: intra-Golgi vesicle-mediated transport; early endosome to Golgi transport. Lineage: Eukaryota; Fungi; Ascomycota; Saccharomycetes; Ascoideales; Saccharomycopsidaceae. Gene Ontology annotation, cellular component: TRAPPII protein complex. The transcript has a single exon.
AUGAGCACAAUCAUUAAUAAUGAACCAUCGGGGAUGGCGAAUAUCAAGAAAGUGAAAAUAUCUUACUAUGAUCCUUUCAGCGUUUACCCUAAAAUCCAAAAGGAUCUUGAUUCGAAGCUUCCAUUAACCAACUUGCAUUGGAAAGCCUCUGAAAAGUCACCUUUGAGAUCUAUUCCGUGUUUAGAUGUGGAGCUUGUGGAAGAAAUUCCGAAGUCUAUCAAAUCUACACCAUUAGUCAAAACCAUCGAUGAUCAAAUGCAAAAGAAAAUAACUAGAGACCCAGUGUCGUUACUAAAAAGAGCAUCGACAAUCAUGAAAACUGGAAAUGACAGUAGUAUUGAAGGCAGUGGCUUUGAUCUAGUGACAGAACCAAUUCAAAAAGUGGAAGAUUCUACCAAUGAGUCUGCUCUCACUGAUUUAACUAAAUCCAUUAAUGACAGCUACUUAAAGAUCAUGUUUUUUGAAGCGCAGAACAUAGAUCAGUACAAGCUGAAUGUGAGACCCUUUAUCAAAGAAUGGUUCAAGCAAUCGAUCGACAGCUCCAAGUUGCCAACUGACUGGUUGCUUGUUUUCUAUCUUUCUCAAGGAGGAAAAGAUGAUUAUACCACUGCAUUCAAAUAUGGUCUUUUGGAUAAAAUAAAACUUGAUUUCAAUAAUUAUAAAAAUGGAUCCUUUUUAGAUGAUCAUGCCCCAUCCUCAAGUAAUAGCGGGGUAAAUAGUACAAAUGCCCUAAAGAUCUUGAAAAUUAAGCACGAUUAUGCCAAUACUACGGAGUAUAAUCAAGGUUGGAAUGCAUUAUUUUCUAGUAUCAAGACUGGUGUCUUAAACACUUUCACGGAGAGAAUUAAUUUCUUUGAGUACAAGAUUGAUAAAUUCUUAAAUUCUUGUGCCCCUCCUGUCGAUGAUGUGAAAAGUAAGAGAAUCAGCAAAAUUGAUAACGGGCCUAAUUUUGCCAGCGAAAUGAACAUUGGGCUAUAUUUUUUGAUGAAUGAAAAUUUGGGUAUAUUAUAUCAUGAUUUGAGCUUGUAUGAGGACUCAUUAACCCAGUACGACAACUUGCAGAAAAUCUUUCAAUUCUAUUUGCAAAGGCAUGGAGACAGCAAUCUUCCUGUCAAAUUUCUCAAUGAAGUGGGGUUUGAAAGCAAUUUUGAACAAAAUCCAUUUUAUUUCAAUAUCUUCAAGUCUAUCAAAGAAAGCUCGUUUAAUGAAGGUGAAGAAAAAGUUCAUGAACUCAGUAACAGCACUUACGAACAAAUUGCUCCGAUGGUUUUCGAAUCAUUAACUAAUUUCAAUAAUUCCAUAUUUGAUCAAUUGAGAAAAAGAAUUUUAAAUAAUGCAGUAUCAUAUUUUGAUUUGAAAAACUAUUUCUUUUUGAAGGAAAUCACUUUAAUUAACUCUAUUCUUUUCAAUAGCUUUUCCCAAUUAUCGUCAACUCCAUCGGUAAAUUCCGUUUACAUUCACGAUUUGUUGAAAAGAUUGAAAACUUUUGUUGUUGACACCCUUUUUGGAAUUUUGAAUUUUAAAUCAAAAGAGGCUAGCAGCUUUGAUACUUUCAAAUUGAUAGAAUAUUGCUUCACUAUGGUUGAUAAUUACUUGUUAUUUAUCAAUGAAUACUUUUUUAAACCACCACAAAAGGCAAGUAACAAUCAAUACCCUAACUUGCCUCCUCUUGGAAAUAAAGCACACUCUGUAUAUUCCCAGAAUAAGGAUAUUAAUGAUACCAUCGGAGAGUUGAGAUUAAUUCAAAGAUUCUUUUUGGUCAUGCUCGGCAAAUUUUACGAGUACAAGCUUGAUAAUAUUUUUAUUGAUAAAUCGGUGGAUUACAAGCUUUCACAAUGUAUUUCUCAGGCAGAGUAUUCCACUGAAGCAUUUCAAUUUGACCAUCCAUUGUUGACCAGGGUUUUCAAAUCAUUCGAGAACUACGGGAAAUAUUUCAAAUAUUUAACGGAAUCUGCAAUUGGGAAUUUUAACGUAUCUGACAAACCACGAACCGUUGAUAUUUUAUCAAUUGAUAUUGCACUUCUCAAUUAUCAAAUUGGUAAUUAUACUGAUAGCUUAAAUGUUUUACUUAAUUGUCCAAAUUUCUAUAACGAACAAGGUUGGGAGUAUAUUGGAUUUUAUCUAUUGCAAGUGUUCAUCAAUUGUUUGGAAAAAGUCAUGCAAAAGAAUGAUACUGACUUGCAAAAUCUAACUUCUGAUGAUAAAGAUGAGCUUGAGAAAUUAGCAGAGACCGUUUCAUAUAACAAAGUGUUGCUUUGCAAAUCGUAUUUGGAUCUCAUCUCCACCCUAAUUGACUCAUCAAAUCCUGCAGCCGGUAAAAUGACAGAAAUUUCUUUGUCAUCAGAAAGUAUUUGCUCAAACUCCAAUUUUGUCAAUAAUAAUUUGGAAAAUAUAAACAAAUAUUUAACCAAUCCUUCUGAAAUCGAUCGUGUGAUUAAAAAAUUAUUGAGUUUGAAGAACGAAAUUAGUCUUGAAUAUGAUGUUAGUAAGAUAUUCAAAUAUAAGAUAGACCCUUUUGUGAACAGUCAAGAAAAGAACUCUUAUAAUGUUGAAAUUGAGGUUGAUAAUUUUGCUAUGUUCCUAACUGAAGUUGGUGAAAACGAAGAUGAGCGAAUACUUGACUUUGACAAAAUUGAAUUGGUUCUUCAAAAUAUUGUUGAUAGAGAUGAGGUAGUGAAAUUCAGUUUGGACAAAGCAGAUUAUAAUGAUGAACAAGUGAUUAAGGACAAAUUCUAUUUCAAGAAGGGAAAAAAUAAGUUUGCCCUAGAAUCCAGAGAUAUAAUUGUUGGCAGAUUUGGUAUUAAGGAGCUUAAGAUUGCUAUUGGCGGUAUUACCCUCGUUAAGAAUCAUAUUUCCACUAGAAGUAUGUUAUUUGGUCAAACAGAAACCGAUGGUUCAGUUAAAGAUAACUCUGUCCAAGGCAGUAUUGACGAAAAAAAAUUUGACGAUCUGGAGGAUGAAUUAAUUUAUGACUUCAAGACUAUCAUUCUUAUUCAUCCGUACAUCAGCAAUGUCCAUUUUGAAUUGAAAAAUCCAUUGAAGCUAAAUUUGAACUAUAAGCAAUUUUUGCUCAAGAUCAACGUCGGUGAUUUUGAAAUUGAACAAGGAACUUUAGAAUUCAGUACUGAGUCCGACGGUUUCCAAUUGAUUGGCAACGACUUGCAAGCAGUUCUGAAAAAAAGGGUCCCGAAGUAUCUUGACUCUCAGGAAUUUGAUUAUGAUGAUGAUAGCUUAUUUGAUAGUAACUCUAUUGACCCAAUUGAAAUUUCGGCAAUCAACAAUAAUGAAAAUGACCAGAUCAUUUAUAAAAUUGGUAAAGUUACUGCCAAUUCUAUUGUGGAAAUUACAAUUCCUUAUGCCAUUAAAGAGUCUAAGACUUCAGCAGGUGGAUCAUCAGCCAUUAAGAACCUCAUCAAUUUGAAAACUAAAAUGACAUAUACCUCGGAUAACAAGGAACAUUCUUUGACUUCUUAUCAAGAUUUAAAUACCACCUUGACCAUUGCGGUGUCGGUACAAGAUACUUUCAAAUCUGACAGAUUGUUUUCCAAAUUUUCGGUAGGAACUGCCGAUCUACGAGCACCAAUCAGAAUUUUAUCUACCGAUUUGUUAUCAAAUGAAAAGUAUAAUACUUCAACUUCCAUGAAGACAGGUCCUUUGGUUGCAUUUGGUGAGCAACCAGUGUCUUAUUUCUUUAAAAUCGAACCUGUUGAAAAAGAUUAUAUUACGAAAGAAAAGGAUUCCUUGAAAUUAAUAGUGAAUUAUAGAAACCUAAGUGAAGAGAUUUUUGAAGGUGUUUGGAAAUAUUUCAAAGAAACGUACUUGCUAAACAGAUCCAAUGAAACUCAAAAGAAUCAUAUUUCCAAGUAUAUUUUGUUGUUAAAAGAUUACUUAUUCAAAUUAUUAAGAUUUGAUUUAAAUGAAUACGCAUUAUUCAAUAAUAUCAAGAUCAAACAUUUCGACAUUCUUGAAUUUGCUGAGCUUUUUGCUCAUUUCUUCCCGGAAGAUAGGUCAAAGUAUCUUGAAAUCUUCAAGAAAUUCAUUGACUCUUUGAAACAAUCAAAAUUGGAUUUGCCUAUUGAAGAUUUCAAGUAUAUCAAUUCUAUAGAGAGACAUGGCAAUGAAGAGAUUCACAAUAAGGAAACCGAGAUCAACGACUUCUUCAAAGGUAUCAACAGGGAAUUGUUCAUUAGUGUUGCGAUUCCUUUAGUUCAAGUUGUUCAUAACAUUCAUCUUGAAUUUGAUAACAAAAGUCAAUAUGUUGUCGGGGAACCGAUUACUAGUACUUUCAAAAUCCAAUCACUAGUUAAUUGGCGCGGUGAUAAGGAUGCCAAUGACUCCGUUAGCUCUUCCGAAAAAGGUCAAAAGAAGAAGAGAGUGGCUUUUGAAGAUCCAAAUAAGGAUUCUAUGACUGAGCACUUCCAACUUGAUUUUGUUGGUCCUCAAGAGAAUUGGCUCAUUAGUGGUAAGAAGAAAUUCCAGUUUUCAGUCAAUAAGCAAGGUGAAAACGGUAAUAGCAAAAUGUGUCAAAAUGAUAUUGAAUUGUUUUUGAUUCCUUUGAAGAUUGGUAAAUUGGUUUUACCUAAAAUUGAAAUCAAAUCAAUCAACAAUCACUUAAAUGAUGAUUUCUCAAUGGAAGUCGAUUACAAAAACAGCUCUCAAACUAUAUUAGUGGUUCCAAAUCUUGAUAGGGUAACAUUUGCAUUUUAG